GAUCCGAGCUCGGAGGCUCCGAAGGUGAAGCUCGGAGCCCGCGGCUGUCGGAGAGACCGCACCUCGGCCGCAGCAACUCGCUGGUCGGGGGCCAGCUGGGCGAUGAGGGUGCACCUGGGCGUGCUAGCCGGCGCGGCGGCGCUGACCGGGGCGCUCGGAUUCGUGCUCCUGGCAGCCGCCAUCGGCACAGACUUCUGGUACAUCAUUGACACCGAGCGGCUGGAGAGGAGCGGCCCGGGGGCGCAGGACCCUUGGGGGACCCCCAACAGCAGCCAACCCGAGCCUCUGAGCUCCCACUCCGGCCUCUGGCGGACCUGCCGGGCGCAGAGCCCGUGUACACCGCUGAUGAACCCCUUCUGGCAGGAGAACGUGACGGUCAGCGAUGCGAACCGACAACUUCUCAGUGAGUCUGGGGAGGCCAUGCAUGGGAUGUUCGUGAUUCUGCUGCCGCUCAGCCUGAUCCUGAUGGUUUUCGGGGGGAUGAUGGGGUUUCUGAGCUUCCUCCUCCGUGCCUACCUCCUCCUGCUGCUCACUGGGACUCUCUUCCUCUUUGGAGCCACAGUGACCCUCUCUGGGAUCAGCAUCUACAUCGCAUAUUCAGCCGCUGCCUUCCGGCAGGCGCUGUGCCUCCUGGAGGAGAAGGCCCUCCUGGACCAGGUGGACAUUCACUUCGGCUGGUCCCUGGCCCUGGGCUGGGUCAGCUUCGUCGCUGAGCUGCUCACUGGGGCGGCCUUCCUGGCAGCAGCCCGUGUGCUCAGCCUGAGGCGGAGGCAGGACCAGGCCAUCUGA
This is a messenger RNA of Otolemur garnettii (small-eared galago), 789 nucleotides long. RefSeq names its product transmembrane protein 114 (gene TMEM114). Bases 103 to 789 code for a protein of 228 amino acids. The transcript is spliced from 4 exons. The record is from RefSeq and is a predicted model, not a curated record. Gene Ontology annotation, cellular component: apical plasma membrane. NCBI's taxonomy places the organism in Eukaryota, Metazoa, Chordata, Mammalia, Primates, Galagidae.